UCCUACAUCUACACUUACAUCAGUAACGCCGACGACAACAGAAACACAUGCGACAUCAGAUACUCCUACAUCUACGUUUUCAUCAGUAACGCCGACAACUACAGAAACAACAGUUACACAAAAGACAUCCGAAACUCCUACAUCUACGCUUACAUCAGUUAUGCCGACAAAGACAGAAACAUCAGAUAAACCUACAAAUACAGAUACCUCUGUUACAACAACAACUAAAGAUCUUUCUGUUACAUCUAUGAUUACAGAAAGCUUUGUGAAACAAGCAACUGUAGAUACAUUGUUUACACCGACAAUUACACCAUUAAUUACAGAACCUGUGGUAAUAUCAACCACAGAUUCGUUGAUCACAACAUAUCAAGCUGUUGCAUCUGCUACCUCAAGAGCCGAUUUAACAGAUGCAUUUAUAUCAACUACAGAUGAAUAUAUUACACCAACAAGAACAUAUCACCAUAUCACACCAACAAAUACAGACCAUUAUCUCACACCGACAAGAACAGAUCAUUAUAUCACACCAACUAGAACAGAUCAAUAUAUAACACCAACAAUUGCAGAUCAUUAUAUCACACCGACAAGAACAGCUCAAUAUAUCACAGCGACAACUCCAGAUGAAUAUCUUACAUAUACAGCAACAGAUCAAUAUAUAAAACCAACAACAACACAGACGGUCGCAAACCCAACCGAUACCAUUGUUAAUUUCUUACAAAAAGCGUCACCAUCAUCAUCGUUGUCAUCAUCGCUGUCGACACCUACAGAUACAACCAAGACAAGAGCAGGAUCAUCACACUAUUAUCAUUCCGAUACCGUUAGCACUUCUGGCAUUAACAUAAAUCCUACCGAUGCAGCCAGUGUAAACGUGAGCCCUACGAAACCGUACUCUUCGGACCAUCUUUUGCCGAGUGUUUUAUCAUAUAUAAUGGAAACAUCAGCAUAUAAAUUUACGAGCAGUACUGCUGAACCAUUCCCUUUUAGUAGAACCGAUAUACUGACAACGCCCGACGUUGUGCAAAUAACGGGAGGCGAUUCCCAUACUUCCGAUUUAAAGCAGACAUCAAUUGAUUCUUCAUUACAAGCUUCUGUGACACUAGAAGCAAAACUAACCUUAUCUACGCCUUCCUCGAUUCCUCUCCCUUCCAAAUGCCUCUCAUCUGUAUUGUCAUCCAUACCAUCAGUGAUAUCAUCCUCUUGUAGACGGCGUCAGAAAUGUCCUUGUAGGCGUAUGAAAGCCACAAAGACGACCGCUAACUUAACUGUAGCAGCCGUGGCGAAGGCCAUGGAGAAAACGAAGGAGAAACUGACUGUUGACAAAUCCACUCUGUCGUCUAGUGUCCGGAAGAAGACUAGUGCAAUCGACUCCAGGCCAUCUGCAACUACCGUUGGAUAUAUUGGUAUAUUUAUUUUAGUGUUACUCGCUCUAAUUGUUAUCAUAAUGGAUGUUGUAAGCUUUGUGAGAUCGCCCGAGAGGUAUUAUAAAACGUCAAAGAGGAAGAAGAAACAGAAGAAAAAGAAACGGAGUGGCUGGGUUUAAAGUACAGGUUGUAAAACAUAAAUGAUCUCUUUUGAUAGAAGCAGAAUUGGAAUGCUUUUCUAACAUCAUGUUAAAAAGGGUUUGACAGAAAUUGCCUUAAUGCAUUUUAUAUCAAACGAAGCUUUUAUAAAAAAUGACCUGCAUUAUAUCAAAUGGAUUUGGCGUUGACACAUUUAGCAAUAUUGAAUAAAAUCAUUUGUUUUCAAUGCUAAGAGUUCUAACGAGGUGAGAUAUUGUAAAUACGGACUGCCCAUAUCAAUUAUUUUUAUUUGUAGUGAUAACAUCUGAGUACGUUGUUUUACUAUAUAAACUUAAAUAAUUUAUCAGAAAGUUUCACUUAAGUUUGGCUCCUUUGUCCACACUUAUAGUUUCGUUGUAACGUCUCAUUCGCACCAGUAACAUAUAUAAUACAACAAGUUCCUAAUGGUUGUUUGUGUUGUUUCUGUAGUUGUUGAUUGUCAUUCAAUAUAGCCUUUGAUGUUUAUAAAGAUUACCGAUAAUUUAAUAUUUAAUACUUCAGUCACUAGUAUCCAAAAUAGAUUUUUAUCAACAUAUCGACAAACCAAUGGCGUGUUUAAUGUUGUCGUUGUACACAACUCGCAAUACUGACAUUAUCAAUACAGUAAAGCUUCGAUAUAAUGUCCCUCGUUUCUUUUGCC
Messenger RNA from Mizuhopecten yessoensis (Yesso scallop), 2196 nucleotides. RefSeq names its product cell wall protein DAN4-like. The transcript has a single exon. The record is from RefSeq and is a predicted model, not a curated record. NCBI's taxonomy places the organism in Eukaryota, Metazoa, Mollusca, Bivalvia, Pectinida, Pectinidae. The coding region runs from base 161 to 1537 and encodes 458 amino acids.